This is a messenger RNA of Brassica napus (rape), 879 nucleotides long. RefSeq lists its product as uncharacterized. Gene Ontology annotation, molecular function: nucleic acid binding; RNA-DNA hybrid ribonuclease activity. The record is from RefSeq and is a predicted model, not a curated record. NCBI's taxonomy places the organism in Eukaryota, Viridiplantae, Streptophyta, Magnoliopsida, Brassicales, Brassicaceae. Bases 1 to 879 code for a protein of 292 amino acids. The transcript is spliced from 2 exons.
AUGAGAAGCAGACAUAUCUCUAAAGAUGGGAGUUGCUCUCGUUGCGGUAUGGAGAGCGAAACAGUCAACCAUAUUCUAUUCCAAUGCCCGUAUGCACGACUGAUAUGGGCUACCUCUCCCAUUCACGCACCACCCCAUGGUAUAAUGUCUGAUUCCCUCUACUCAAACCUCCACCGAGUGCUGAGUCUACAAGAAAGAUACACUUCAGAAGAGGCACACGCGGAGCUCGUCCCUUGGCUACUCUGGCGCCUUUGGAAAAACAGGAAUGACUUCCUCUUCCAAGGCAAAGACUAUCCAGCACCAGACACAUUCAAUAAAGCUAUAGAGGACACAGCAGAGUGGAUGAGGAGACAAGAGGAAGAUAAAACAGAGGUUAAAAAACCCACUAGCAAUGGAGCUUGGCACAAAGACCAUCAACAACAAGGUAUUGGAUGGGUCUCUAGAGACUAUGCGGGACGACUGUUGUGGGCAGGAGCACAAAGGUUCGAAGGUUUGAGCUCACCUGUGGAAACUGAAGCAACCGCUUUGAACUGGGCAAUAAGGUCAAUGGCCCGCUUGGGCUACUCACAGGUGAUAUUCGAAACAGACUCGCAGGUACUGGCAAGGAUGAUCGAAGGUUCAGCAGAGACAUGGCCAAAGAUACAACCGAUCAUCCAAGACAUCACCCAAUCCCUUCAGAAGAACCGGAGCUACAGAGUAGAGUUUUUCUCUAGAGACGGUAACAAAACGGCAGAUAGGAUAGCAAAGGAAGAUUUUUCUUUUUUGAAUCAUGUUCCUAAGUUGUAUUCUAUGGUGCCAAGUUGGUUGAAAUCAGUGUUAGAGGCUGAUAUGCCUUCUGUAGGACUGAACUAUGAUGUAGGUCUGAACAAUAUUGGUUAA